Manduca sexta (tobacco hornworm) is the source of this 1739-nucleotide messenger RNA. RefSeq names its product gustatory and odorant receptor 24 (gene Gr63a). The transcript has 5 exons. Gene Ontology annotation, biological process: sensory perception of taste. Gene Ontology annotation, cellular component: axon; neuronal cell body; membrane. NCBI's taxonomy places the organism in Eukaryota, Metazoa, Arthropoda, Insecta, Lepidoptera, Sphingidae. Bases 5 to 1423 code for a protein of 472 amino acids. The record is from RefSeq and is a predicted model, not a curated record.
CAACAUGACUUUCUACACAAGCAGCAGCCUCUACACUACGCAUGCGAUACCGAAUGGCAUUCCAGUACGAAUGGAGGAGAAACCGAAAAAUAAAAUGAUAUUUCUUGAUGUGACGCCAUCACGGACUCCGAAGCCUGCGUCGCCGAAUGCCGUUGUUCCGAUGAAGAACAAUCUCAUAGACCCUCAUAUCUAUAAGGACAUUGUGUACGAGAAUAUAAAGCCAGUUUUCACCGUACUUCGACUAAUGGGAGUCCUUCCUUUGACACGGCCAUCGCCUGGCGUAAAUCAGUUCAAAAUCGCGUCGCCAUCUGUGGUAUAUUCUUUAAUAUUGUACAUUGCACUAAUCAGCUAUGUUCUGUAUUUGUCUCUACAUAAAGUUCAGAUUCUUCGUACGGCAGAAGGUAAAUUCGAAGAAGCUGUUAUUGAAUAUUUGUUCACUGUGUAUUUGUUCCCCAUGUUAGUUGUGCCGAUAAUAUGGUAUGAAACUAAGAAAAUUGCUGGCGUGCUUAAUGGAUGGGUUGAUUUUGAGGUCGCCUACAAAGAUCUAUCCGGCCGUGCGUUAUCGAUAAAACUAUACAAAAAGGCGUUAAUAAUCGCAGUCAUAAUUCCGAUUCUAUCGACGGGCUCUGUAAUUGUCACCCACAUUACUAUGGUGCACUUCAAGGCAAUGCAGAUAAUACCUUAUGUUUUCUUGGAAAUUCUCACAUAUAUUUUAGGUGGAUAUUGGUACUUGCUCUGCGAGACGCUAAGCGUUUGUGCUAACGUAGUCGCCGAGGAUUUCCAACAGGCGCUUCGACACGUCGGCCCCGCUGGAAAAGUCGCGGAGUAUCGAGCAUUGUGGCUUCGUCUCAGCAAGUUAGCGCGAGACACUGGCCUCGCUAACAGCUACUCCUUCACUUUUGUUAAUCUAUACCUGUUCCUUAUAAUAACACUUUCAAUAUACGGCUUACUGAGCCAAAUAUCGGAGGGAUUCGGGAUUAAGGAUAUUGGACUGGCGUUAACAGCAGUAUGCAGUAUAUUUCUAUUGUUCUUUAUUUGCGACGAAGCGCACUAUGCUUCCCAAAAUGUAAGAACAAAUUUUCAAAAGAAACUGUUAAUGGUGGAACUGUCGUGGAUGAACACUGACGCACAAACAGAAGUGAAUAUGUUUUUACGCGCCACUGAAAUGAACCCCUCACAAAUCAGUCUCGGAGGAUUCUUCGACGUUAACCGCACACUGUUUAAAUCGUUGCUAACAACAAUGGUCACCUAUCUAGUUGUUCUUUUACAAUUCCAAAUCAGCAUUCCAGAUGAAAGUCAUUCGUGGGAGAGUCAUGAUAAUGAACUUGUCUCUAACGCCACAUCAUCAGUUACGGAAACUACGACUACCACCGUCAUGACGACUAUUAUGACAACACUGGCAAAAAGGAAAAAGAAGAAUUAAUAAUCGAGAUCAUGUUGUUAAUUUUAAUGCGCCAAAAAUAUUUUAAGCUGUAAUUCAUAGUUUUUCACCCAUAUAAAUAAUACUAAGCACUUACAAUUCACAAUGCGCCGAAACGAAUAGUUAGAGUCCGCAGUUUUAUUGUUUUCUUCGUCUAUUUAUCCAACAACCCUAAUAUUUGAAAAUCCAGAUGUACAAAUGUAGAAUACCAAAAGUAAAAUUAUAUCUCUUUAGCAUCCACCCAACUGUAUUUAAGAUAUUGGAAUUCCUUCUUAUCAUUAAAACACGCUAUUAUUUGAUGGCAAAGCAAUUAAUUAGA